CUCAAGUUUUUUCUGACAGUUCCAUUCCAGUGUUUUCUUUCCCCCGCCAUGGGUGAUUUUAUGGUGAUAUGCGAUGGCAUCCAGUCCCCCCUCCUCGCAGAUCAGCACCCCCGCCCGAAGCUGCGCAGCCGCAUGCGACGCAUCACAAUGGCGGUUGCCGUGACGACGGUCCUGGUGGUGGUCGUGAUGCAGACCAGCAGCAGCAGCAUUAUGGGAGGACGGCCGUCACAGCCACACUCAGAUGGUGAGGGAUCUCGCUGUGUUGACGGUGGGAGAGGUGUUUGUUCACUGUCUGUGCUGUGCAUGUCCGCAGCGGCUGAGGGAGGUGUGUCGUCGUCCAUUGCAGCCACAGCGGACAUCGACUUGUCGGCGGCGAAUGAGAGCGAUGCAGGUAGCAAGAGCAUGAUGCAGUUUGCAAGUACGUCCAGCCAGACCCUUUCCCCGUCUGUCUGUCUGUUUGUCUGUCUGUCUGAAACAUGCGCUUCUUCAGGCAAGAGCUGGAUUGCCGCCCUUGUCGACUUCUGCAUCGACCAGCUCUCGCGCGUCCUCUCGCGCCCCGUCGUCCUCUACCCACUCAUAGCACUCAUCGCCCUCCCCUUGAUCGCCCUCACUAUCGCAUACACCUCCUCCCUCUGCCGUCGACGACGCGCCUCACGCGCACCACCCACCCCAGAAGACGACAAAGCAGAAGGAGACGACGGCGAGGGAGAGGAGGCCAAAGGCUGUGGUGGUGGUCCACGAAUGGUGGCCUUCAGUGACCGCACCACCUGCCACAGCGGCAGCUAUGACGCAUCGUCGAUCGGGUCGGUGGAGGGAGAGGGCGGCGGGGGCGGGCUGAGGGUGAGUGCGCCGACGCGGCAGCUGCUGAGCGCACCGAACGGGUCGCCUGCCCUGUCCCAGACCUCACAGGUGUCCAAGAAAUCACGACGGUGAGCGAGACGGGCAGGGGUGAGCGAGAUGGGCCGGAGAUACCAGUGUUUCCCCCUCUCUCUCUGGUGGUGUAAGGUCGUGGGUGCAUGUGGAGUCUGACGCCGGUGAGGCUUUGACGCCCCCGGCCUCCCCGCCCCGCCCCAUGGGCGGCGUGUUCAAGACCAUCGGCCGCAUGCUCAGCUUCGGCCGACUGCAGACGACCGGCCAGCAGGACACCGACGUGGCCAACACUGACGACCUGAACGCGUGGGACGAGCUGUGAGCCGAUCAUGCUGAUGCCGUUGAGUGUCGUGUGGUGUGGAGGGAGAGAGGCGAUGAGCGGUGUUUUUGGAUUCCAUGCAUCCACCUGUGUAUGUGAUCUGAGGGGUGGUGGAAGCUUUUCUUGGUUCAUGUGCCUCUGGAUGUUCGUGUGGCUGUUCGUGUGUGUGUGUG
This is a messenger RNA of Vitrella brassicaformis, 1362 nucleotides long. The record is from the annotation of a GenBank genome assembly. Lineage: Eukaryota; Vitrellaceae.